AGAAUAUACAAUGAACUACAAUGUCUGCUAAGGUGUUAUUAAGGAAGUUAGCUAAAAACUCCUCAGAUGCAGUAGAGUGGAGCCUGGAGCCCCUGGUGAGCUCCACCCCUUCUUUAUACCAGCUCCCACCCCUGGAGGAGGGGGCCCAAACUAACUUCUCCUUGCUCCGUAUACUUUGCAAUAAUACCUGUACUUCAGCUCCCAUUGAUCAGAAUCAAUACUUCUCAGUUAAAGAGGUUUUAAUCCUCAUGUUCAUGAUCGGAUUAUGGAUUUAUUCCAUCCUUCUGACAAGAAAAGCUUGGUACAGAUUACUCAAAGAAUAGUGAAGGAACCUAAACUGGGUCUGCUUCUCAUCCAAACCUAAACUGGGUCUGCUUCUCAUCCAACAUCUUCAUUUUCAUCCAACAUAUGUGUAUAUUUAUGAAGGAACUGAUUGCUUCUCUCAAUCUCUAAUUUUCUAGUCCUUUUAUCUUUAACCUGUGCUGUGUUGGGAACUUUUAAAUGGGAUCUAUCCUUAAUCCCGAUCGGUUAAUUAAUCUGGAGAUCAGUAACAAGAGGAAAACAAG
This is a messenger RNA of Eurytemora carolleeae, 566 nucleotides long. RefSeq lists its product as uncharacterized. NCBI's taxonomy places the organism in Eukaryota, Metazoa, Arthropoda, Copepoda, Calanoida, Temoridae. The transcript has 3 exons. The coding region runs from base 21 to 323 and encodes 100 amino acids. The record is from RefSeq and is a predicted model, not a curated record.